This is a messenger RNA of Mastomys coucha (southern multimammate mouse), 2096 nucleotides long. RefSeq names its product pellino E3 ubiquitin protein ligase family member 3 (gene Peli3). Bases 230 to 1657 code for a protein of 475 amino acids. Lineage: Eukaryota; Metazoa; Chordata; Mammalia; Rodentia; Muridae. The transcript has 8 exons. The record is from RefSeq and is a predicted model, not a curated record. Gene Ontology annotation, molecular function: ubiquitin protein ligase activity; protein binding. Gene Ontology annotation, biological process: regulation of Toll signaling pathway; protein K63-linked ubiquitination.
CACGCGGGCCUGCCUCCGCGCAGACCUUCCAACGUUAAGGUUGUUAAGUAGGCAGCCUGCGGGUGAAUGGCUCUGCUGCAGGGGGUGCCCAACUGGGGAGUGCCGCUCCCAACUGGCCUCCAGAGACCUAAGCGGCCUGAGGACCGCAGACAGACACCUGAGGGAAGGAGGAUCUGGAGGCCUGCCUGCAGUACCAAACCAAGAUAGGGAGACUGAGUUCGGUGGGUGGAUGGUGCUGGAAGGAAACCCUGAAGUGGGGUCCCCCCGAACCUCAGACCUCCAGCACCCAGGGGACAAGGGCUCUUGCAUCCUCUCUUCUCCUGGUGAAGAAGCACUGCCAGGCGAGGAACCCAUCAAGUAUGGUGAACUCAUCGUUCUGGGCUACAAUGGGUGUCUGGCAAGUGGGGACAAGGGCCGCCGCCGAAGCCGCCUGGCAUUGAGCCGCCGGCCACAUGCCAACGGAGUGAAGCCAGAUGUCAUGCACCACAUCUCCACACCACUCGUCUCCAAGAUGCUUUGCCUACAUGAAUGUCUAUGCACUGUAAGCAUGCAGUGCCUGAGGAAGCCAGAAGAAAGGAUAGACCUGGAGAUACAAACCCUUGCCCUGAGCAACCGAGGCCAGCACAGCAUCUCAUACACACUGUCCCGGAGCCACUCGGUCAUAGUGGAGUACACACACGACAGUGACAAAGACAUGUUCCAGAUUGGCCGCUCUACUGAAAACAUGAUUGACUUUGUGGUAACAGACACAUCUCCUGGCGGAGGGGCUACAGAGGGCCCUUCUGCCCAAAGUACUAUCUCCCGCUACGCCUGCAGAAUCCUCUGUGACCGCCGGCCACCCUAUACUGCCCGCAUCUACGCUGCUGGCUUUGAUGCCUCGAGCAACAUCUUUCUAGGAGAGCGGGCAGCCAAGUGGAGGACUCCUGAUGGUCUGAUGGAUGGCUUGACAACCAACGGGGUUCUGGUGAUGCACCCAGCAGGUGGCUUCUCGGAGGACUCUGCCCCAGGUGUCUGGAGGGAGAUUUCUGUCUGCGGGAAUGUGUAUACACUUCGGGAUAGCCGAUCAGCUCAGCAGCGGGGGAAGCUGGUGGAAAACGAAUCCAACAUCCUGCAAGACGGUUCACUCAUCGACCUGUGUGGGGCCACACUAUUGUGGCGCACUCCUGCAGGGUUGCUGAGGGCACCCACACUGAAACAACUGGAGGCCCAGCGACAGGAGGCCAACGCGGCACGGCCCCAGUGUCCUGUGGGCCUCAGCACCUUGGCCUUCCCCAGUCCAGCCCGUGGCCGCACAGCACCUGAGAAGCAGCAACCCUGGGUCUACGUCCGUUGUGGUCAUGUCCAUGGCUAUCACGGCUGGGGCUGCCGGAGGGAGCGAGGCCCCCAGGAGCGAGAGUGUCCUCUCUGCCGCCUUGUGGGACCCUAUGUGCCCCUGUGGCUCGGCCAGGAGGCCGGUCUCUGCCUGGACUCUGGGCCACCCAGCCACGCUUUUGCGCCCUGUGGCCACGUCUGUUCUGAGAAGACUGCCCGCUACUGGGCCCAGACACCACUGCCGCACGGCACUCACGCUUUCCAUGCUGCCUGCCCCUUUUGUGGAGCUUGGCUCACCGGUGAGCUUGGCUGUGUCCGCCUAAUUUUCCAGGGGCCACUGGACUAGCUCUCUAGGGUCCUUGCUGCCAUGCUCGCCUGCCCAAUCAGGUCCCCCAUCUCCUGCUGUUCAGAGGGAGCUCUGCAUGUGGGACUCUGCCUGCUGGCAAUAACCACACCAGUUGGACGCAUUGGAUGGGCCGUGGCCCUCCCCUCAACUCUAGCCUCUAAGAGGGUCCCUGAGAUCUUUAUCCCAGUCAUACCGAUAGGGACUUUAGCACCAGCUCUGCCCCAGGCUGAUGGAGGGCACCCCAUGCCCCUGUCCUCCCUGGGUACCCUACAUCAUGCCGCAUAUACUGUGCCCCUGGGGGAAUGAAGGGGCCACAGCCCCUGACUUCCAGCUUAGACUGGUUGUGCCCUGAACCUGCCAAUCCAGUAACAGCUAUUCCUCGCUCCUGCUGUGGCUGUGGGUUACUCUAUAAACUGCUGCUCAGCUGCCCUUAAAGAUA